Molecule: messenger RNA, 2124 nt
Organism: Topomyia yanbarensis
Lineage: Eukaryota; Metazoa; Arthropoda; Insecta; Diptera; Culicidae
Exons: 2
Coding region: 1-2124 (707 amino acids)
Biological process (GO): DNA integration
Molecular function (GO): nucleic acid binding
Source: RefSeq, a predicted model, not a curated record
AUGGGAUCAACUGAUUCCGGAGGAGUUACUUGGGAAGUGGAUGCGGUGGCGAGUUUAUUCAAACAACUGGACCAGAUUAGCAUUCCGCGUUGCUACUUUCCGCAACGUUCGGUGAAAGAUAUCUUGUCGCUGCAACUGCAUAUCUACGUGGAUGCUAGCGAAGAAGCUUAUGCGUGUGUCGCUUACUUUCGGGCGGUAUUUCCGGAUGGGAUUUCUGUUGCGUUAGUCGGUGGGAAAUCCAAGGUAGCUCCACUGAAGGCAAACUCCAUCCCACGGUUGGAGUUGAUGGCAGCGGUAAUCGGAGUACGCUUGAUGAAGACCGUCCUCACUGGGCACUCGCUGGUAGUCGAGAAGACAGUGUUAUGGUGUGACUCUAAGACGGUGCUGGCAUGGAUAAGUUCAGAUCAUCGAAGAUAUCGCCAGUUCGUUGCUUGCCGAGUGGGUGAGAUUUUGUCCAAGUCGGAGGCGAAGCAAUGGCGUUGGAUAUCAUCGAGAAAGAACAUCGCCGACGAUUCGACAAAGUGGGGAAAAGGGCCAUGUUUGUCCUCAGGCGGCCGUUGGUUCCGUGGUGACAAGGAUUUAUAUUUGCCAGAAGAUCAAUGGACCGUAGAUGCAGAUUCAGUCGGCGCGACGACCGAUGAAGAGCUGAGGUCGUGUUUGGUGCACAAGGAGGUUAUCGUACCACCACAACUUUGUGAGCAGUAUCCGGACGAAGUGGCGACAUUGUCAGCAAUGCGGGACAAGCAGCCGGGACAACAGGCGCGGCUGGAGAAAACCAGCAAAAUAUACAAACUGUCUCCGUACUUGCACGAAGCAGGUGUUAUUCGUUCUGAUGGAAGGAUAUCUGCUGCGACCGUCGCCGCGUUUGACACUAAGUCUCCAGUAAUAUUGCCGAAGGCCCAUCCAGUGACUAGACUGCUGGUUGAAUGGUACCACCAACGAUUUCUUCACGCCAAUGGCGAGACUGUCGUGAACGAAGUGAGACAGCGUUUCCACAUAUCGCAGCUGCGCCCGUUCGUGCGUAAGGUGGCUAAAGAGUGCGCCUUGUGUAAAGUCAAGAAGCCAGGUCUGGCGACACCACGAAUGGCUCCACUCCCGGCGGCCAGGUUGCAGGCGUACGUACGUCCAUUUUCCUACGUAGGCGUCGACUAUUUCGGGCCGAUCGGCGUGCGGGUGAACCGAAAUAUUGCAAAACGAUGGGUAGCUCUGUUCACGUGUAUGACCACACGAGCAAUUCAUCUCGAAGUCGCUCACACACUUUCAACGGAAUCUUGCAAGAUGGCGAUCAGGCGUUUCAUCGGACGCAGAGGAGCACCUGUGGAGAUCCGCAGCGACAGGGGCACAAAUUUCGUGGGAUCGAGCAACGAACUUAAGCAGGAGAUGGGCAAAAUCGAGCGCCAGCUUGCCGAAACGUUCACCAACGCGAACACGAAAUGGGUGUUUAACCCACCUGGAUCACCUCACAUGGGUGGCGCCUGGGAGCGUCUAGUGCGGCCGGUGAAAACCGCUCUUGCUGCAAUGGAGUCUUCUCGAACGCCGAGUGUGGUCAAUUCGAGACCGCUAACAUAUAUUCCUCUGGAGACGGCGCAACAGGAGGCUCUAACACCGAACCACUUUCUUCUAAUGAGCUCGAGCGGUGUAACGCAGACUCCGAAGCGGCUUACGGAUCCAAGACAAGCCUGCAGGAACGACUGGAAUAUAUGCCGUACAAUGGUAGAUCAGUUUUGGCGCCGGUGGGUGCGGGAAUAUCUUCCUACCAUCGCACGUCGUACCAAGUGGUUUGAGGAGACGAAACCGAUCGAGGUAGGAGAUUCGGUGAUCAUCGUGGAGGAGAAGAUACGCAACGGAUGGAUUCGAGGACGUGUAGCCAAGGUCGUGGUGGGCCGAGAUGGGCGAGUUCGCGAUGCCGUGGUGCAGACUCCCGACGGAAUGGUGCAUCAACCUGUAGCAAGGCUGGCGCGGAUCGACAUAGAAAAGGUGGGGCUUCAGCUGGGAACAGCAGAAGGUAAAGCUGAACCGGAGAUAGCUGACCAGCCUUACGGGUUGGGGAGUGUUACGGUAUGUCCCGCUGAUCCCUUCAACCAACUCCACGGUCGACCACCUGUCGGUGAAGGACAAUUUUGA